Messenger RNA from Setaria italica (foxtail millet), 1244 nucleotides. Its product is annotated as peroxidase A2. Lineage: Eukaryota; Viridiplantae; Streptophyta; Magnoliopsida; Poales; Poaceae. Gene Ontology annotation, molecular function: peroxidase activity; heme binding. Gene Ontology annotation, biological process: hydrogen peroxide catabolic process; response to oxidative stress. The record is from RefSeq and is a predicted model, not a curated record. The transcript is spliced from 4 exons. Bases 62 to 1093 code for a protein of 343 amino acids.
CCUGCUGCCUCAUCUAUCACUUGAUGGUUCAACACACACCACACACAUAAAACAUAGAGACAUGCCUUCCUCUACACGUCCUCGCGCAGCCGCCGCCGUCGCCGGCGUGCUAGCGGCGGCGGUGGCUGCAUUGUGCCUCCACGGUGCGGCGGCGCAGCUGUGCGAGACCUACUACGACGACACGUGCCCCGACGCCUAUAACAUCGUGAAGCAGGUGCUCAUCGACGCCCACAAGUCCGACGUGCGCAUCUACGCCAGCCUCAUCCGCCUCCAUUUCCACGACUGCUUCGUCCAGGGCUGCGACGGGUCGCUGCUGCUGGACGGCGUGCCGGGGGUGAUCAACUCGGAGAAAGGCGCGCCGCCCAACAACAACUCUGCGCGGGGGUUCCCGGUGGUGGACAAAGCCAAGGCGGCGCUGGAGGGCGCCUGCCCCGGCGUCGUCUCCUGCGCCGACAUCCUCGCCCUCGCCGCGGAGAUCUCCGUCGAGCUGUCCGGCGGCCCAAAGUGGGGCGUUCUGCUGGGGAGGCUGGACGGCACGACGGCCGACUUCAACGGCGCAUCCAACCUGCCGGCGCCCUUCGAAAACCUCACCGUGCUCCAGGGAAAGUUCAAGGCCGUCGGCCUUAACGACGUCGACCUCGUCGCUCUCUCAGGGGCCCACACAUUUGGUAGGGUACAAUGCGCAAACAUAGCCGACGCCCCAGCUGACCGACUCUACAACUUCAGCGGGACGAACCGACCUGACCCGACCCUGGACUCGGCUUACCGAGCAUUUCUAUCCCAGAGGUGCCCGAGAAAUGGCAACAGCAUGGUUCUCAACGAUCUUGAUCCAACAACACCAGAUAUCUUUGACAAGAACUACUACACGAAUCUUGAAGUGAACCGGGGGUUCCUCACUUCCGACCAGGAGCUCAAGUCCUCGCCCCAAGCACGGGGCACAACGGCACCGAUCGUCGACCAGUUUGCGAGGAGCCAGGAUGCUUUCUUCAAGAGUUUUGCACAGUCCAUGAUCAACAUGGGGAACAUUAAGCCCGUGACUGACCCCUCCGUUGGAGAAGUCCGUUGCAACUGCAGAAAGGUUAACGACAGUUAAAAACGUGGAUGUGCUCCGGUAGUUUCAAUAGUACAGAUCAAGUACCUUGGCUACUGUAAUGUGCAGAUCAUUACUUAUUAUUCUUCAGUUUUAUAAUUGUUCAUAAAUGUGCAAUAAAGAGGAAACAAUAAUUUCUCCUGUUAGCUGACAA